AUGUUGAGAAAAUAUUUAUUAAAAAAUCAUUUAGAAGAACUGGAAGAAAUUUUGGAUAAUAUAGAUUUUGGCAGUUUUUAUUCCAUCUACAUAAACUUCGUGUCGUUGUUCGAGGAAGAUGCUGAUGUUGCACAGAAAAUUUUGAAGUAUCCUAGGUAUUACUUGCCAUUUUGCGACGAAUCAGCGGUGGAGGCUCAGGAAGAAAUAGCGAAACCGGAACAAAUUGUGAAAAAAAAAGUUCGUAUUAGAGUCACUGCUGUGCCGGUUACAUUCGACCAAGGACAAAUUGGGCAACUUGUUUCAACUAGUGGCGUUAUAGUAAGGAUAUCCCAACCGACAGUGUUAAGAGUUAUUCAAAGAUACAGCUGUAAAAAGUGCAAACAUGUUACUAUGGCUAAAUACGAAUGGGAGAGACAGGCUUUCGCAGAUAUUUCACAGUGCGAAGCGUGCCAUGCAACAAAGCUGAGUAUUGUGUCUGGCUUUGAUAUAGAAGAUUCCACAGAUUGCCAGGAAAUAGGAGUGCAAGAAAAGGCUAGAGUGUAUGCGAAUAAGCCUUUAACCGAGGAACUGAGGAUUGCCUUGCUAGAGGAUCUAGUUGACAAAUGUAGGCCAGGAGAUCAUGUUGAAAUUAGUGGUUUUGUGAUAAGAAUAUGGGGUCCCUUAAAUGUAGGUGAACGUUUAGAAGCAACGACUAUAAUAAUGGCAAACAGCGUCACGGUUCGACGUAAAGUAUCCGAUUCAUUCUUAACCCAGGAUGUGAAAAACGUUUUCAAAGAAUAUUGGGAAAACUAUACCGAGGAUCCUCUGCUCGGGAGAGACAAUAUCCUCGCGUCUAUCUGUCCAAAGCUCUACGGGAUGUAUACUGCAAAAUUAGCGCUAGCGGUGAUCCUAGCAGGUGGUGUGUCGAAAUGCAACGAAGGAACACGUGUACGAGGAGAACCUCAUCUUUUGUUGGUCGGCGAUCCUGGAACUGGCAAAUCACAAUUGCUUCGUGCAGCGUCUCGUUUGGCCAUAAGAUCGGUUCUUACGACCGGUGUUGGGUCGACUGCAGCUGGUCUUACAGCGACUGCAGUUAGAGAUUCAGAAGGAUGGCAUCUAGAAGCAGGAGCGCUGGUGUUAGCUGACGGUGGCGUCUGUUGCGUGGACGAGUUCACAACCAUGAGUUCAAACGACAGAACAUCCGUGCAUGAGGCCAUGGAGCAGCAAACGAUAUCGAUAGCCAAAGCUGGGUUAGUCAGCACGUUAAAUUCCAGGUGUACAGUGAUCGCAGCGAUAAAUCCAACCGGUGGCCAGUUCACCGAGGACGAAGAAUGGGAAACGAAUUUGGGAGAUCCUCUUCUGUCUCGUUUCGACUUGAUCCUGCUCCUGAAGGACAACAGGAACCCAGAAUGGGAUAGAUUGACGUCAGAGCACAUAUUGAGAGCUGCUUACGAGAAGAAAGAAAAUUCUACUCAAACAGAUUCUAAGACUCAUAUAGACCUUCUACAGACAGAAGGCUUAUGGAAGGAGGAUACGUUGAGAGAGUACUUGGCUCAUGUGCAUUCUCUUCAACCGAAAUUAUCUAAGGAAGCAGAAAUGGUGCUGAGAGCGACUUAUCUUUAUCACAGAUCUCGCCCGAACAGAAGAGAAGAGAGAACGACUGUUCGACUUCUAGACAGUCUUAUCAGACUGGCCGAAGGGCAUGCUAGAUUGAUGUACAGAUCAACGGUGAAGCUUAUGGAUGCCAUAUUCGUGGCGAAACUAAUCGGAACAGCUAAUAUGUCGGAGAUUAAUGUCGGUUGUUCGUUUCCAACAGAUCCAAUGGCAACUUAUCGUGCCGAAGGUGAAAUAUUGUUGACAACUAUCGGUCUGCAAGAUUUGGUAAAUUCGUUGUGAAUGUAAUCUGUGAUCGUGGACAAAAAAGAAAAAUCGACAGACUUGAAUGUCGUUACGGUGAA
Molecule: messenger RNA, 1937 nt
Organism: Habropoda laboriosa
Lineage: Eukaryota; Metazoa; Arthropoda; Insecta; Hymenoptera; Apidae
Product: DNA helicase MCM9-like
Exons: 12
Coding region: 1-1875 (624 amino acids)
Biological process (GO): DNA replication; double-strand break repair via homologous recombination
Cellular component (GO): MCM complex; nucleus
Molecular function (GO): ATP binding; single-stranded DNA helicase activity; single-stranded DNA binding
Source: RefSeq, a predicted model, not a curated record